CAACAACAAAACAAACGUCAGUCAGAUGGCAAGUUUUCAAAUUCCAGUGAAAAUCUCUACAUUUUAGACCCCAAAUUAGAAAAUGAAGCAAAAAUAAUACAGAUAAGAAUGGAACCUUACUUAAAAGAAAGCUAUCCGAUUCCUACGAUGCAAAACCAAGAUGUGAAUAAAACAGAAUCCGUUGAAAACUUUCAGAAAUUCAUUUACGAUUUGUUUGAUAAAAAUGGUAUUCUCAACGACUUGAGAGCUUAUUUACGCGGGCAUAUUGUUGAUGUGUUAAAAAGUGCACAAACUGGAGACCCUCCAUCAUGUCAAAAGCAGUUUACGCAGCGUCUGGACUCUACUUUCCAGGCUUUGAACAUGCUAGUUGCCGAGUAUUUGCUAUGUUUGGAUUUCAACUACAGCCUCUCUGUGUUUGUGUCCGAGAUACCGCUGGCCAACAUGAUGUUUGGUCUCGCCAAAUCCCUCAUGGGGCUAGGUGCUGAUGGAGAAGCUGCCAAACUUAGGUUUGGAGAAAAUGAUGUGUGGUCCAUACUGAACUAUUUAGGUGUUAAGUGUGACUCCGAGCAUGCCAAUGCCAUUGUAGACAUGUAUAAGGCACAAGAAAAGUCUCCACUAUUGCUAUGCAUCCUCAAAUGUGCACAGCUGUGUGAAAUGGAGCAAAAUGAUGCGGUAUCACAAGGCAGUAUCUCCUCAAGCUCAAAAAGUUCCCUAGAUAAGUACUCGGUGGGCUCACAAUGUAAACACGACACGUUCUGUAAAACCUGUCGCGGCAAAUACAGACGGCUAAAGGAGAGAUAUAGGAAGAAGAAGGCAAGUUAUUUGCAGAAGGCACAAGCAAAGGCCAAAGCACUGAAUGUGGAAACUCUCAUGAAGAAUAUCAGUGAAUUGGAACGAAGCCUCGUUGACGAGAUGUUCGAACAAUUGAAGACUGUAUACGAAUCGGAAAUAGACAUGUUCAAGGCGGAACACGAAGGAAAGAUCAAAAACUCACUCGCCAGCCAUGUAGAGCACUUCCAACGCAUGCAAAAAGAGUUGGAAGAAUCGUACAAAGCCCGCGAAGAGGCCCUAAAAGCGAACAUCGUUGACAAGAAGCGGUUCCUGUGGGGCCUCGCGCAGGCUCUGAGGGCGCAGCACUCGCAGAUGACCAAAGCCAUGCAGGCUGUCAGGAAACAGACGGCGGAAAUCGCUGAACAGGAACAAAACCUGAAACUGCAGCGAACAGAAGCGGAAGAAUCUCUAAAGAAACGCGCUGAAGAAAUGAGACAGCAAAUAGCAGAAGAACUGAUCAUUCUAGAACGACACUUAGACGCCAUGAAGAAUGAGCGAGAAAGCAUCAACAGAGAGAGAACGAACACUGAAACCAAAAUAAACAAUGAAGUUCAAAACUACUUACAAAACCAUUAUCAUUUAUGGAAAGAAGAGCUAAACGUACUGAAGAUGUAUAUGGAAAAUGCUACGAUUCAGCCUAAGAGUGUAAUAGAAAGGAGUACGGUAACUGAUGAUGUGUUUAAGGGGAUGAACAAUGAGAUAGAGAGAGACAGAGGUACGGUUAGAGAAGGAAGGCCUGACCAGGUUGUUAAUGAUUUGAAGAAACAGAAGAAUGUUAAUUUUAAUCAGGCCAAGUCGGAAGGCGAAUCUCGCGGCAGUUGCAGCACUUCGAGUUCGGAGGACGAAAGACUUCGGCUCAGCGAGAGACAGCCGGCACACGUCAGGCCGGUAUCUCCUCAGCGCGCACCCGUUUCACUUCUCGAGCAGAGCAUACGAGAGACAGAGUGUGGCUGGCGAAAAGGUGCCGGUGAAGAACGAACUUUACUCCCUAGUGCGAGAAUAUUGGUGCCCGGCGACACCAUACCGUUCGUCGGCGUCGUCGGUCGCAGGAGCGACAGCCGGAGGCACCUGCUGAACCGCUGGCGCGCUCUGCGGCGCCGCGUGUCGCCGGCGCACCCCGGGCCCUCCGACAUACCCGCGAAAAGCGUCGGGAUCCGAGUGCACAGUCCGUCUUCGGAACCCAUUCGUAACACGGGAGAGAUUCACCAGGAUAUUACAUCGACGCCGACUAAUAGAGAUAUACGAGCUACAGUUGAUACGGCAACGGAAUCGCCGAAAACAGGGGAAAGAAGCCCCAGGUCCGUCCUGAAGGAAGCAAAAGAGAAAUUGAAAACCGUGACCCGAGCGUCGGCCUCGCGCGAGAAGAGUCCGAGCGCCGUGCUGCGCGAGGCCAAGCGCCGGCUCCGCAAGCUGGAGAUCGAGGCCGAGGCGGUCGAGCGCUCCUACAUGGACUUCCGCCGCCGCCGGGACCGAGGCCCAGAACGAGAUGAUCUAACGCCUUGCAUACCAAUCACGGCAAGCAAAUUGUCAACGCAUCACAAGGAAGAGGCACCCGAACCCUCCAGAUCACAACUGCAUACGACAGAUUCCGUGCAUUUAGACUUAGAGAAAUACCUCAAAAAGUACCAAAUCAAUCUCAACUUAGGACAGGACCACUUUAAAAACAGAAAUACCGCCGCUAAACUAAAGAAUCCAGUGCCGGAAGCUUAUUCAGAAAUAAAUAGGAAAUUUGAACCCAUACCUAAACAAGACUACUUAGAUAAACCUAUUUUAGAAUUUAGAAAAUUAUACUACACUAACCCAGAACGGGUACAUCACAAUCAUAUAUCUCUGAACAGUGAAGAGCCCUUAUGUAGAAGCAGAGAGAGUAAUGCAGAGGCUCGAAAAGAAAAAUGCUCGGAUAUAAGAAAAGAGAAAGACACAAGAAAGGAAUUAGAGAUACUUAAGCAAAGUACGACCAGAAGCUUCGAUUUGCAAGAUCUACCAACGAAAGAUACGGUUGAAAUGUCGAAAGAGGAAAACAUAGCCGAUAAUCUUUUGUUAGUAGAAGUAGAAAAUGUUAGUGAGGUAAAAGAGUUAAAUGUCGAAGAUCAAACAGACAUGGUAGUAGUUAUAGAAAGCUCGGUAGAUUCGAAGGAAGCAGUGGUGUCACAGCAAGAUGACAGCGCAGAGAACAUAUCGACCAGAAUGACCAUAGUCAUCAGUCCAAUGCAUAUCGAGGAAAAUAGUGUUACUAUAGAAAGAAUAGGGACAACCAUAGAGCGGGUUAGAACUCCAUCAGUGCGAGAAGAAACUAUUAUUACAACAAAAGAAUAUUACGCAGCGAGUGGAGAAAAUUAUUCGCCAGAGAAUAUACAAAUAGAAUUACGCCAUGAACCAGACUCUGAACUACAAAUCCCAGCGCCUAAUUCAGUUUUCGAAACUGUAGAAGUUGUGGAGGAUUAUCCUGAUGACUUUUCGGACGACGUGGACAACUACAAGUCUGAUGAUAACUCCCCUAUCUCCCUCCCGAAAACAUCCGAAGAUGAUAUUUUUUGGGAUUAGUCUUAUCUAUAAAUAAAAUAAGGCUCAACCAUAGUCAUAAUUUAUUUUUCUAAUGUUUAUGUGAAACAUAUAAUAUAAAACAUACAU
Cydia strobilella is the source of this 3462-nucleotide messenger RNA. RefSeq lists its product as uncharacterized. Gene Ontology annotation, molecular function: protein binding. The record is from RefSeq and is a predicted model, not a curated record. The transcript is spliced from 17 exons. NCBI's taxonomy places the organism in Eukaryota, Metazoa, Arthropoda, Insecta, Lepidoptera, Tortricidae. Bases 109 to 3375 code for a protein of 1088 amino acids.